Oreochromis aureus is the source of this 5599-nucleotide messenger RNA. RefSeq names its product cytohesin 2 (gene cyth2). Lineage: Eukaryota; Metazoa; Chordata; Actinopteri; Cichliformes; Cichlidae. Bases 114 to 1364 code for a protein of 416 amino acids. Gene Ontology annotation, biological process: regulation of ARF protein signal transduction. The record is from RefSeq and is a predicted model, not a curated record. The transcript is spliced from 12 exons. Gene Ontology annotation, molecular function: guanyl-nucleotide exchange factor activity.
GUGUCGCCACCUCCUUUGUCUCCGGCCCAAAAUUUCGACACCAGUGGUUGUCUUUUUUUCACCCGUUUAGUUUUGAGGAUAUAUUUAUAUAUAUCCCUAUUUUUUGACAUUGAAUGACAUUCGACUCUGAACUAUUUAUGCCUAAAAGUAAAGCGCCAAAAAUGGAUGACCUGGACUACAUCCCAGUAGACCUGAGCCCAGAGGAGCGUUCUGAGCUGGAGGACAUCCGUAGGAGGAAGGGCGUCCUGCUGCAGGAGAUCCAGAGGCUCAGAGAGGAGUUACGAGAGGCAAUUUUAGAGGUAGAGGGACUGGAGACAAGCACAGAGGGCAGUAAAACUCUACAGAAAAGUAGGCAUGUGGCAAUGGGAAGGAAGAAAUUCAACAUGGAUCCUAAAAAGGGCAUUGCAUUUCUGGUGGAGAAUGAGCUGCUCAGACACACUCCAGAGGACAUUGCUCAGUUCUUAUACAAAGGAGAAGGCCUCAACAAGACGGCUAUAGGAGAUUACCUCGGAGAAAGAGAUGACUUCAACAUCAAAGUCCUGCAGGCUUUCGUUGACCUCCAUGAAUUUACUGAUCUCAACCUCGUCCAGGCCCUCAGACAGUUCCUGUGGAGUUUCCGUUUGCCUGGUGAAGCUCAGAAGAUCGACAGAAUGAUGGAAGCCUUUGCUCAGAGAUACUGCCACUGCAACCCCGGUGUCUUCCAGAGCACUGACACAUGUUACGUGCUUUCUUUUGCCAUAAUUAUGCUGAACACGAGCCUCCACAAUCCCAACGUGAGAGACAAACCUGGAGUGGACCGCUUCAUCUCGAUGAACCGAGGGAUCAAUGAGGGGGGAGACCUACCAGAGGAGCUGCUCAGAAAUCUCUAUGAAAGCAUUAAGAAUGAGCCCUUCAAGAUCCCGGAAGAUGACGGCAAUGACCUGACACACACCUUCUUCAACCCUGACAGAGAGGGCUGGCUUCUUAAGCUUGGGGGAAGGGUGAAAACCUGGAAACGUCGAUGGUUCAUUCUCACAGAUAACUGCCUUUAUUACUUUGAAUAUACCACAGACAAAGAGCCACGAGGUAUCAUUCCCUUGGAAAACCUUAGCAUUCGAGAAGUAGAAGACCCAAGGAAGCCUAACUGUUUUGAGCUGUACAUCCCCAACAAUCGUGGUCAGCUGAUUAAGGCGUGCAAGACGGAGGCUGAUGGGCGAGUAGUGGAAGGAAACCACAUGGUGUACCGCAUCUCUGCUCCCACACCUGAGGAGAAGGACGAGUGGAUCCACAGCAUCAAAUCUGCCGUUAGUGUGGAUCCCUUCUACGAGAUGCUUGCUGCCAGGAAGAAACGUAUAUCACUUAAGAAGAAAGAGGAGCAGCCAUAGAUCACGCCCUUCGCUCUCUCCCUGUCUUCCUCAGCUCCUUCAUCCCUGCUCCUUCAACUCGUUCAUAAGUUUUGAUAACCCCUCCUUCCUAAUCCCUAAAAGCCGUCUCUUCCUUUUAUGAGGACUCUUCCUUGCUGCCCUGUCUGCCAGACUUUUGAAAAGCCACAUUCAGAGUGAGAAGCUCACCCUGUGUGGCUGCCUCUUAUCUUGGUUCUUACACUACUGCUGUUACACACUACAGGCGUGUGUUAGACCAUAUUCACACCAGUGCUGAUCAUCUCUAAAACACCUUUUUUGGCCUUUAAGCCACACUCAUUAUACUUGGUAAUGAGGGACCUGAAAAAGCUAAGAUUAGCUAAGUUUGCACCUCACAGGAACUAAAAGGUUCCUUUAUGCUGCUGGUUAUUUGUUUUACUAAACACCUGCAAACAUUUGGGAAGUUUGAUGUUUUCAGUGGAACUACUCACACAAAGUCUUGGAAUCCGGCACUUUUCUCAUGUGCAUUUGAGCUUUAGAGUUUAAAUUCAGUAAGUAACAAAUAAUGACUCACUGCUUUGUGACUGGCUUGAACUUUCAGACAGUAAGGCGGGAUUUAGACUUCUGCAGGGAAUCUAGGUAGAGCCUACGGCAUAACCCACGUAAGCAGCUGACGUCGUUACCGGCAUUUACGCUUCUGUAACAUGUAGCUGUGUCCCAGGGUUUAUAUGCUGCUGGGUCCCCACUGUUUGCUGCCAUUAGUCUUUUUGUUUUUAUUAGGGGUAAACAUAUUUGUCCUUGUAGUUUUUCCACUUCUAUGUACAUUCCCUCAUACCCAUGCCGAUAGUUUCUGUAAUUUCUCAUUAAUGCAUCGACCCGAUGUAUAGUUACAUUAGUAGGAAGGUGCACGUCAGGUUACGCUGUAGGGUUACACAUGGGUUUGCAGUAACGGCGUAGCUACAACGCAGAUUUCCCACUGAAGCAUAAAUCCCCAGUAUCACCACCAGUAUCAUUAAGCAGAGAUCUUUCUGGGGGAGGGGGGUAUAAUAAUGCUCGCGCGACUUGAUUUAGGCCUUGAUUUAGGCCUUGAUUUAGGCCUUGAUUUUCUGUCUUGAUCUCUGCUGAUCUUGUCCAUUUUUGUGAGUCUUGCAUUUCAUCACACAAACCCCCUACAAAUAGCAGCGAGUUGUUCAACACAAACACUCUAGGCUGGCUUGAGCCCCUACUGCAUGCCUGUUGGAAAAUAACUCUUAUUUUCUUUUCUUUUUUUGGCACAUGUAGUGGAUUUUUGGGAGGUGAUCUGAAGACGCAGGUGUGGAUCCAAAACCAAUGCAACAAACAUCUGUCAGAGAUUUGUCUGCAUUAGUGUGAAUGUGGUCUUUUUCAGGUUAGAAGUCCUCUGAACCUAAACGAGACAUUGCCUUUCUUGAUUGUGCAUACCCUAGACAAAAUGUGAAUUCACUACACAAACACUAAUACGUCUAAAGUUGAGUUAGUGGAGUGAGGAUGGAAACGAGUGAUUUCAGAUGACUAACUUGUUCUCAUUGCUUCCUGUAGUACAGUUUUACAUUACUACUCGUCCACAUUUGGGUACUGUAGACACGUCAUUACUGUACAUUAGCACAAUAUUUAUAUUUCCAGGUUACUGUUGAUCAUGAAGUACGGUCGAGUUGAGACGAGCAUAAGCAGACAGCUGCGCGGUUAAGCUCACUUAGACAAUAUAUAAAUGUUCUUUAGCAUGUUUCUCUAACAUGUUUGAGCAAUAGCAGAGUAGAAAAUCAUAGUACCAGUUUGGAGGCUUGUUAACAAAUCCUUUAUACCACUGACACUGAGCGGUUAGCAUCAUGUUCUCGCAGAUGUAACGUUAUAGCAUGCCACACAUCAUUUUCAGCACUACAAGACGAACAUGUCUGACAUCAAACUGUUAGUCGGGUCUGUCCGCUAUAGUGAGUUUUAAGGAAUCACAAAGGCAGCUCAUUACAAUGUACACUUUUUGUAAAUAGAUGUUAGCAUAUUUGUUUACAAUACACAUAGAAAUGAUUUAAUUUAUUCUUUUGUUUUGUUUUUUUGUAUGAGCUACUGUUUUACUGCAUGUCGAUAAACUGAGGCGUCGGUCAUAGAUCUGAUGCAUCACUGAUCAUGCUAGUGCACUGGUUUGAGAAGUGUUAGUGUUUCCUGUUGACUUGGAGAAGAUUUAAAAUGGAAGAUUGUUAAUGCAAAGGUUUAUGACCCCAUUCAGUUGUACCUUUUUUUGAGAGAAUGAAGUUUUGUAGUCUGAUUUAACUCUAACCACACACUACAUUAUUUUAUUUAUUGCUGAGUAAAUCAGACCCAGUAAAGCACAAGCAGAGAUUCGGUCUUAGGCUUCGGUUGUUACACGAUCGAGUCCAGAUGAAGUGUGAGGGAGCCGUUUACAAACCGAAGCUACUGAAGACUACAGUGUUUUAAAAUGAAGAGAAGCGAGACGAGAAAUACUUCAAAAUAUCACAUAGAAACAUUUAUAUGUAAAGAACAAGACUUUUAGAUUUGUUUCCCGUCGUCGAUCUUAAUCUAGUAGUUUAAAGAAUUGGCGCUUUAGAUGGCAGAGAAUAUGUUUGUUAACUGCACUUUAUCGAUGUUAGCAUUUUGGAAAACAGUACUCUAAAGCAGGGGUGUCAAACUCCAGUCCUCCAGAAGUUUUGAAACUUUUACAUGUAUCCCUGUUGCAACACAUCUGGAAAAAUUAGUAGGUCAUUAGCAAGACUAUAGAACUUGACUGCAUGCUGAGGUGGCAACCCCUAACCCUUCCUCAAGUAAAUUUAAAUAAAUGUUAAGUGUUUGGGAAAAAUGUACUUCUAAUUGUCCUUUAAUGUACCAUGUUCAUUCACUCAUGAGCUGCUGUAACAUGAAUAAAAUGGCUGAACUGCCACCUUAGCAUGCAGUCAACUUCUAUAGAGUCUUGCUAAUGAUCUGCUAAUUUUAUUCAGGUAUGUUGCAGCAGGGAUGCAUGCAAAAGUUUCAGGACACCAGCCCUCGAGGACUGGAGUUUGACACCCCUGCUCUAAUGGAGUGUCUGCACAGGAAGCAAUUAAGAGAUUAUAGAAAGUGAACGACUUUCAACGAUUUCAAGGAUGUUUAAAAAACAACAACAACAACAAAAAAAGAAAAAAAACAGGUGAAGCAAAGCAGAUGGAUCCAGAGGAAAAACCUUUCUUUCCUGAACUGAACUGAAGCUACCAGUGAGAGCGCAGGAUACCGGUGAUUGACAUAGAGGGUUACUCAGGAUUGGGGCCACAUUUCCAGUGAUGUGAAUGCUGUACCGGUCUGCUGUGGAGAGAGAGCUGAGUGUAAAGAUGAAGGUGUCUCAGGAUACACUGGGGAGUUUAUCUCUUUAUGCUAGCUGGGGAACACCACCUCGGUGUUCUCCUCGAUCAGCUGAGGGAGGUGACUGGGGAGAGGGAGGGAUGUUUGGGUGUCUCUGCUCCAACGUCUGCCACUGAAACUUGAUCGGUGGUUGGGUUACUCAGGCAACCAAAUCCCAGAGUGACCCGAAAUGUUCACUGCUCAGCUUCAAAGAGGUGCGACAAGCAUAUCAUUCCCUGUUUUUACUGCCAGGUUGAAUGUCAGUCACCGCUAUCCUGCAGCGUUGAAAGAGUCAUCUGGGAUCCGCCCACUUUGCAUCAUCAGCAUGUUUGGUUAUUUUUUAUUUUUCCCUGGCCGUAGUCGGGUGAAGUCGUUGAAUAUCACUAACUUUCUGUGGUUUCUGAUCGCCAUGUCGCUGCAAAUUGCUUCCUGCGUAGAUGCAGUUUAAUAUGCUGAAGUGUGAACUGUGUCGAUACAACACCUCAUCAGUUCCAGCUGUGUAGCAGCAGAUGUUGAUCAUGUUGCUUUAAGCUGAAUGGGGUCUUCCCUUUUAUGAUUCACCCUCCAGGGUGUCACUUUAUCUUUCAUGUUUGUGCUUCUUGUUCAUCACAGAGACUCUCUGUAGGCCUUCACUUUCUGGGUAUUCUUGAAAUGCAAAGUUGCCAAAAAGAAUAAUAAUAUUUUCAUUCAUAUUGCAAGAAUGAACACUAAAGUGAACUGAAUGAAGCUGGACCACUGUUUCUGAUUCCUUUCACCCCAGAGCCGCCACCUUCAGAAAACGUGUUUAUUUUGUAUUUAUUUAUUUUUGUUUACUGUGAGGUGAAGAUGGAUAGAUCAUCUGUAAAUGUAGCAAAAAGGAAAACCGUGAUACAUUGGUGCCAGUAAACUACUGUGUAACAAUAAAAGGUAAAUGGAGA